Colletotrichum higginsianum IMI 349063 is the source of this 669-nucleotide messenger RNA. RefSeq lists its product as uncharacterized. NCBI's taxonomy places the organism in Eukaryota, Fungi, Ascomycota, Sordariomycetes, Glomerellales, Glomerellaceae. The record is from RefSeq and is a predicted model, not a curated record. Bases 1 to 669 code for a protein of 222 amino acids. The transcript has a single exon.
AUGGCCGUCCCACCCAAGUUCGCGGCCCACAAGCUCACAUUCGGACCUCCUAAGUCCCUCGCCAAUGGCAACCCGGCAGGCGGCAUCCCUUCGCAACCCCACACGCUCGAGCUCUACCUCGACUACGUCUGCCCCUUCUCGGCGAAGCAGUUCAACACAUUCUACAAUGACGUCGUGCCCGCCGUCCGCGCAAACCCAGCUUGGGCGUCCAACCUCGAGGUCAUCUUCCGCCAGCAGGUCCAGCCGUGGCACCCGUCGAGUACGCUCGUACACGAGUCGGCCGUCGCCGUGAUCAAGGUGGCGCCGCACAAGUUCUGGGAGUAUAGCGACGCGCUCUUCAAGGCGCAGAAGGACUACUUUGACGCAAACGUCGUCAACGAGCUGCGCAACGACACGUACCGACGCCUGGCCAGGCUCGCGGGCUCCGUGGGCGUCGACGAGGAUGAGGUGCUGCGGCUACUGCUGGUGUCAGACAAGCCCGACAGCGAGGGCGCGCUCAACGUCGGCAACGGCGUGACCAACGACUUCAAGGUGCUCAUCAAGCUCGCACGGCUGACGGGCGUGCACGUCAGCCCGACGGUGCUAUUUGAUGGGUACCCGAACAACGAGAUCAGUUCUGGCUGGACACUGGAUCAGUGGAAGGAGUGGCUGCAGAAGAACAUUGUCUGA